This is a messenger RNA of Callorhinus ursinus (northern fur seal), 1272 nucleotides long. RefSeq lists its product as uncharacterized. Lineage: Eukaryota; Metazoa; Chordata; Mammalia; Carnivora; Otariidae. The record is from RefSeq and is a predicted model, not a curated record.
AUGGGCCCUCCAACGGGCCGUCCCAGGCCUGGACCAAACAAGAAGACCUGGAGCGGAUCCCUCCAGAAACAUACCGCUCCAGGAGCCCCUAAAACACGAGACUGCUCCAGGCCCCUUGAAGACCGCUUGUCACAGACAGUUUAUUUUUUAUUAAAAAGACAAAGCUCACGACUGGUGUGGUUUCUGUGGGAGCUGAAGGCUGCAGCCGAGGACCGCGGGGCGGAGGGCCUCAGCGGGGAGGAGCGCCAGGUUCGUCCCGCAGCUUCUUCACCUGUUCACACGCUGGUGGACGCUCGAGUUGUCGCACUUCUUGGCUACGGUGAACGCUGCUGGAAUGAACACGGGUGCGCAAGCCUCUCCACAUCCCGUCUGCUGUGUCUUCUUUACUGGAGUGCUGUUACCCCAAGCCUGGCUUUCGCUGUUCAAGCACCUGCGAGACUCGUCUUGCGGCUCCCCUGCGGACCUCUAGACCAAGAGCAGUGGGGCCCCCCGAGGGCGCUGAGCCAGGACGCGGCUGCUGCCAGCAACUCGGCGCACCUUUCCUGUCUGUGCUGCCACCCCUCACCUCUCGAAAAGGAAGGCACAGGAAGCUCCUUCUGCUUUAAGCGUUACGGAUCCCUCACUGCCAAACGGGCAGCUCCAGAGCGAGCUUUCUCCUGCGCUCCAGCCAGCACGAGGACAAGCCCGCCGGACGUCUUCAUCCAGGGGACCCAGAGGCUUCUGGAAGCACAUCCUUUCUCUCCUCUUCUCUGCCUCCCCUCACCAUCACUCUGGAAAUUUCUCUUUCCUCAUCUCCUUCUGAGGAGGUACCUGAGCCAACUAGAAGAAUGCGGACAGGGAGUGGGCUGUCCACACCCCGGCGGACAGGAGGCACCUCAAGCCACCUCCACAGCCGGCAGCGUGAGGCACUACGCGCCUAGCGACAGGACGCUUACCAUCUGUGACAGCACAACCUCCCUCCCACUCGCCCUACGUGACCUCUCAGCAGCCUUUGACCUUGGUGGCAAUUUCUUCCUGCAACACCUGUCCUUUGGUCUCUGGCUGUGUGCUCUCUCACUUACCUGCCUACCUGCCUGCCACUGCACCUGUUUCCUGCGAGCAUCCUUCUCUUCUCUCCCGCUAAAAGCUCCCUUGGACAGUGUCACCAUGCCUACUACUUCUUCUCCCACCGCUGCACGUGUUGGUACCGGGAUCCCGGUCGAGAUGGAGGAAGAUGCGGGCGGGGGCCGGCGGUCGCCGGGCAUGGAGGCUAGAGUGGGAGCUGUGGCCUAG